Molecule: messenger RNA, 21909 nt
Organism: Xyrichtys novacula (pearly razorfish)
Lineage: Eukaryota; Metazoa; Chordata; Actinopteri; Labriformes; Labridae
Source: the annotation of a GenBank genome assembly
ACAGGAACAGCCACUUCACUGGAAGCAGAAGCACGUUGCAGUUGGCCGGUGAGGACAGGUUUUUAGUUUUUAUGUUCCACUCUCUCUCUCUGUCUCUCUUUGUCAGGUGUUGGAGGGACUCACAGAGAAGAAUACACACCUUUAAACUGGAUAAUUAUUUUUUCUGACUCUCUGACAGCCCUCGGAGUCUGUCAUUUUGAGAAAACAGAGCUGUCAAAAUGUCCAGAGUCGCCAAUCUGUCGAAGCUGCGGCAGGAGAGGGUGAGGGAGAUCAACCUGCGGGUAAGUUGGAACUAUCUUCAUCAUUUAAAGGAACAUUGAAGACCCUAGAGUGUGACACUAGUUUUGUCAAAAAGUCAGAAUAGGUUAAUUAAAGUUCCUGUUUCUGUAUCUCUGAGUCACUACGUGUUUUCGUGCACUCAGCCUGAAUCGUUUCCUCCUCAGGAUGUCGGCCUCUCACACUUCAGGCCCUCAGAUCUCUUCGUAUGUAGAUAUCAUGAUAGUACUGAGUGUAUUAGUGGAUGUAGGUGGUGGGGUGUAUCCAUGUUUGUUGUACACAGUGUACUUGCUCACUGGAUUUUAACUAUAGCAACUGUUGCCAUAGAAAUAGUAGUGGGUGUGAGUGUGAUAUUGCUGCUGUCUUUGUGGAUGUUGGAGGCCUCAAAAUGUGUUCAGAAAUGCUGAGUUAAAAAAGUGCUGCUGCUUCAGUUGUAUACAGCUCUAACUGCAGUCUUACGGUGACAGAUAUCCUGCAGUGUCAUCCUUUAGUUGAUUAUGUAAUUUGCUGUUUUCACCAGAAUCAUGUAAAAAUUUAACUUAUAAACAAACAGCUUUAUAUCAUCUUCAACCUCCACCUUCUGGAUUAUUACACUUUUUUAAAGGAAAUGAACCUCAAAUUUUAAGACGAUACCAACCAGAACUUGAAUCCAAAACCGUGGACUGAGAGUGACUGACGUAUCAAAAAAAAAAAAAAAAUGGCUGCCAUACAUUGUGCACUGCAAGCAGCUGAUUCCCUGUUUAAAGCAGUCUUAUGAUACCGGGAAACCUGAGCUACCUUUUCAACCCAACUUUGUCCUGACUCUUUCUCCAUGUCACAUGAAAUUUUCAAGUGAAAUCAGGUUGAGCCAAUGCAACAGGAAAUAUUUGGGAAUGUUCCCAUGAGCAAGUAGGAGGAGAUGACGGGUGCAAACAGGAUGAAUGUAAAGAAUAGAGGUUGAAGAAAGAGAAUCAUUGUAAAGACGCAACAUUGAUGUACAUUGAAACUGUCCUCACGAUGCAGGUCUCUGUUACUUUGUCUGUCAUCAUUUCAUAAACAUCACACAGUUCUUACAAUACCAUGAAAAUAGUUUUAUGUUGAUGGAAAGAGAGAACUGAACUGCUCACUGGAGUGUGAUCAAAUGUUAACAUAAAAGUGCCAAAAGAAUGUGUUUUGCAGCUCAGGACAGUCUUUUGGUAGAGCAGCAGGCAAAUAUGACUCCCUUCAUGGAAAAAGCUCCUGACCCCUUCACUGGGCAAUACGGUUUUCCUACUGUAAGCUUUCAAAUUGCCAUUGGCCCUGCAACUUAACUUCUUGCUUCCAACUUUUUGAUCUGUCUGUGUUUGUCUGAUGACCAUAAGAAAAAAAAGAACAGUAGUAACUUUACUCCGGGCAGAGCAAAAAUAUCUAAUUCGGAGAAAGUCCUGGUACAUUUCAACCUGUUUAUUUUCUAUAACUGCUGUCACUGUGGUUGCACAAGUUGUACAAACUCUUCCCUUUGUUGCAAAAAGUUCACAGAAAUGACGAGUCAUGCUGAACAUCAAGUCUGAGUGAGCUGCAGGAGCCUCCUACAGUUUCCCAAAUAAACCUGAUUUGACAUGAAUCAUUUCAACCUCUGAGUCAGGAGCAGCCUGGAGUGACCACAGUGGCUACAUCUGCAACUUCCAGACAAAACUGAUCACUCCUGAGAUUAACUUUAGUUAUUGUCAAUCUGUCUUUUUAUUGGUCCACUCAUCUAUUUCCAUUUUACAUAUUCAUUUUCUUUUCCGUGUAUAUUUGCCUUAAGUCCUGUGUUUUAUUCUCUGUAACUAUAAGUUAGGCCAUGUUAUGUAUAUGUCGGUCAGGAAGGCUAAACUUAAAUUACCCAGGGUGCUUUGUUGUCCAGUAGGAAUCAAUCUGGGUUACUGGACCGUUUCAAGUCCCCACAGUGUCUUUCAGCUGUCCUCGAAAUGGAUCAGCUAACUCUCACAUAUAGAGGGUUUUAUAAAAGCAGAAUAGGUGUAAAUAAACAGGAGAGAGAUUCUUUGAAAAGCUGAGAUGUCUCAAGUUUAUUGGAGUUUUUAGAGAGUUUAGUCAGGUUUUAAAAAGUCUCCUGUUUUAGUUCACGGCACCAAACUGAUCACAGGUACAAGAGAACUUUGACUCAAUAUGUUUGGGGUGGAUGUCUUGAGAAAGUCACUGAAAUAUUGUUAAUGUCAGUCUUAUGUUACAUUGAAGGUGAAGCACAGCCAGUAGCCAGGGCUCUAGCUCUUGUUGGAACUACUUCAGUAUGGCUAAAAUGCUCUUUAUGUUGUCUUUAAAGGAGGCCUGAAAGGUGGUGGUGCUAGCUCUGCUAAGGUUAGCCACACUCUGCAAACCAGUAAAACUCUAUUCACCUGCAGAAUCAGUGAUCAUGAGUAGUUAUGUUUUUAAAAACUUAGACUGGUGGUGGUGUCAGCAGGAAAAACAGUCCGUAUGGAGAGCAAAAGCAGGAGGAACACAGUCCUCCACCGUGAUCUCCAGAUCCCAUGGUUGGUGAUCAGAGGAGGAUUUCUGUCUCUGUAUAAACAGAUAUCUGCAUGAGGGUCAGCUAACAAUCUGUUCUGUAUCAAAUAUUUACACUGAACACUAAUCUGACAGAUGCUGAGUCACUAAAGACGAUCAGAGUUUAAAUUUACAGAUUUCCCUGAAUGCAUUGGAAAUGAUGGAUCUGACCUCCAUUCAACAAACAAACAUUGUCAAAGGAGUUUUCUUCUCCUCUUGAGGACAGACCUGACAAAGCUGGACUUUGGACUAAUCUGCAUCAUGAUGUUGGUAUUUCAGCAAACUGAAGACCAAUUAAUGAAGAGAACAUCACAAGAACAUCAGUUUCUGUUUUAGUUUCAUACUGCUGAAGGAAGCCAGAGUGAAGCCUCUGAGAGACUAUUUACAGAGAAACUCAGACUGUCCGCAGACAAAUGGUUGCCUCUCUCACAGACAGAGUGAGCAAACGUAUUCAGAUAGCCUGAUAUUUCUUCAGUUUUGAUCUGAACACACUUCCGCAGGUUAAGCCACAUGAGUCAGGAACACUUCUCAUUUGGUUACCAACAGGCUGGCUGACCCUUAAUGUGGUUUAUGACUGAAGAGCCACACCGGCACCUCUUAUUUUGCAUCUAUACAAACUAUAGUAACUAUAGCACAUAUUAAUUUCUGUCAUAUUAAUCUACCAGCCAUUUCAAAAGCCAAUAAUAAUGUGGUUUAAAGUAUCCUAAAUACAUUGUUCAGCUAGUUCUGCUCCAACUUUGUAAACUCUGUCAUGGCUAAAACAUCAAAAUCUGUGUUGAUGGUCAAUACUUCUUGUAAUUUAGUUUGACAGUUCUCAUUAUUUCUGAGGAAAUGUACUAAAUGAAGUUGCCAUCAUAUGUUUGAGUGUGUGUUUUGGAUGUGUGUCUGUGUGUUGUAAUCAGUCAGCUCUGACUUCUGCUUUCACAAUAUGUUCAUGUGACCGUCAUAAGAGCUUCUUCUUUUCUGACGAGAAAAACAGCCAAACAAAAAAGAAAAAAAAAACAUGACAGAAAUAAUCACACAGGAAGUUAGAGCUUGGUAACCCCUGAUUUUAUCAUUAGUGGACCCCAGACAAGCAGGAACAGCUACCACAGCUGGAGCUUGACUGUUAAGGUGAAAAGGAUUUCAAGCACAAACUGAAUUUGAUAAGUAUGAUUUAUGUUUUCAUCAAAGUUAAUGGGCCUGAUAAUUAUUUAGGUCCUCAUCUGAUUGGUAAUUUUACAAAUGAAUUUGACUGAGCUUUACUUAUGAGAUAUUUUAUGACUGCAGUGCAUUAGCAUUCUGCAGGAACAAAUCAUUUCUUUAUGUCUGUGUUUAAAAAGUGAGAUGUAGGAUAAAAGUGUUCUGAUUGGAGAGGUUGGUUGAGCUGUAUUUUAUGAAACAGGCAUAAAAGAGGUUGAAAUACCAUCCGUUAAACUCAAAUUCAAAACUCAGCAAAUCACCAGAUCUUAAAAUAAGCCCAAGUAAAAAUCAGGUUCAGCAUUUAAAUGUACUUUGAACAGAUUGCUACAAACCAUAUCAUUUGUCUGGUGGAUUACUUCAAGUAUUUUUAUAAGAAAUGUGAAACCAUAUCAUACUGCAUUAAAAACAGUCACAGUUUAGGUAAAGGAGGAAGAGGAAGUCCUCUUAGGCGUGGUGUGUGAGGGGUGUGUCACGUUGAUAGAUGGUUCAACCACAUAGGAGCCCCACAAAGGAGGCCCCUCAGGGAAAUGUGUUUGAUUCCUGUCUGAAACCAAAACUACAGGCACACCCCUGAACUCAUCUAUGAACUUUUAAGAUAAUGUUCAAGCACACUUACUUAUUUUUACUUGAAACACAAUUAAAACAAAGACUUCCAUAUUUAUAAUUAAACUUCUUCCGAUAGUCUCCUUUCAUUUUUCAGCCCAUAUAGAGACAUCUAUAUAUGGAGACAAUAAGUUUGUAAAAAAGGCUUUAUAAAUCUACAGAUUUUUACAGUUUUGUUAAAGUGACAUUCAUAAAACUCAAAUUUGUUAACUUUACAAAUAUAUAUUUUUUCCUUUUACUGAUAUGUCUUCUUUAACAAAAACUUGUACAUAUCUAAACUUUUCAAUAACACACUGUGACCAAGAAGUGUGGGUGCCCUGUGAUAAAUUCAUAAAUACGCGACCAUAUCAAACUUUGUGGUAGCCAGGGCGAACACAACAGACAAACUACUUAAUCUGAAAAUUAAAAUAGGUGCUGACGUGCAUACUACAUCUCAAAGUUUGGACACAAGUUGGACACAGUGACAGUCAGGCUGCCCUGGCAUGUACUGAGAAAACAAAAUGUACCAUUGUCUUUACAGUCGCUGAUAAAUCUGAAAGUAGUGCAUUGAUAAUCAUUUGUUAAUUAUUGGAACAUAACAGCAUGAUAUUUCUACAUCAGCUUAUCUCUGCUCUUUGAGUGUGACGUCAGAGGAAAAUGGCAGAAUCAUGAUGGGGACAAAGGUGUCUCAUGAGGUGGAAAAGAGGGUCCAUGUUGAUGUGGAAGAGUGGGAUCUGUUAUAGAAAUGCUCCCCUCAGGAUAAUAAGUCAAUGCAGACGUCAGCAUGAAGCAUCAGAAAAACCUCCCACUCUGCUGAUCAAUAAUCUGAGUAAUAGCCUCUCUGUCAGUGGAGAGAGAAACCUCUCAGUGAGCGUGGAUGUGCUUCCACUGAACUACCUGUGGUGACGCAGUUUAAAGGUAACCACAGACCGAGAUGGACUGAAGUACAAACACUCCCUGCUCCUGUAGAAGAACAGAUAUUUGUGCCAAGGACAUGCUACUGCUGUAAUGUGUCUCCUGCAGUAAAAGUGUAUGAAAUAUCCCCACUGUGUCAGAGUAAACAAUAGUCCUCUGACGAACAUUUGUAGCAGCUAUUUUAACCUGAGUCACUGUGGCAAAAGUCGACAUGCAGCUGUUUUCCUUUGAAUUGAUGCAGUAACUUUCCCCACCCUUCAUGUAGUUUGACACGGGGCAGCAGUGGACGUCCGAGACUGUUCUCCCUAUAAAAAAGGAAGUCGCUGUUUCCUCAUUUCUGUCUGCAUUUCUUUCAGAAUAAAGAGAGGGAGAGGAUGAGGGAGCGGGAGAAGGCGGCAAGGGAGAGGGAGGCUCGGUACAGUAACGGUCACCUCUUCACCUCUCUGACGGUUUCAGGAACAACGCUGUGUACAGCCUGCAACAAGAGCAUCACAGCCAAGGAGGCGCUCAGCUGCCCCAGUGAGUAACACAGUGCUGCGCUUUUUCAAGGACAAUAUGCAAAACUGUCUAAAGAGUAAUUCAGAAGACGUAAAACCUAGCUACACAUCAAAACAACACAGAGCACAAACCCUGUGGUCGGUCUGCUUAGCGGUGGAUUUGUGGACAUUUCUGGUACUGCCAUCAUCCUCCUCUCUCUGUCUCAGUGGCUGUAUGGGACAUUUCCUCAGACAUGUCCUUUCUUUUCUCUCUGCAAUGAUUACAACAUGAUCAACUGCUCUUCAACACAUGUCUCCUAAUAUUACACCCUCCUGCAUAUUAGUAUAUGACGCUCCAUUGUUUGUACUUCUGAUUUUUACUGUUGUACUCUGUUGAGAAGAUGUAUCAGGUGUUAAAUACAUUCAAAAGGUUUCCAUUUUUAUUCUCUGCAUUUAUUAUCAGAUUUGGCUCAUGUAGUUUUCUACCUUCUUGUAUCUUUUACAAUUUUAGGUUCCCAGGAUGUUGUAGUACUGCUGUGAAAAUGCUCUUUUCUAGAUAUUUAUAUUUUUGCUUUUAUAUAAUUUCCAGAUUUAUCUUUAUUGUUGUUUAGUAUUGUUUUUUUGCACUAAAACACCAAGAAGAAUUCCUUCUAUGUGUAAAUCUACUCAGCGAGAAACCCAAAUCUGAUUUUAAAUUCUCUUUUUUUCAGCAUGAGAAGCUAGAAAAGAGGAAAAAGAAGCAACAAUGAUGUGUCUAUUUUUUGUCUUCACUAUCAAAUGUUUUAUUUUCCCAGCAUGCAAUGUGACAAUCCACAACCGCUGUAGGGACACUCUACCAAACUGUGCAAAGAUGAAACAGAGGGUAAGACAAACACUACAACACAAAGCAUAAUAAUAAUAAUAAUAAUAUAUAUAUGAGAUCUAAAAAAAAGAUUCAAUCUUUUUUCUGUUUUAUGAUCUAAAAGUUAAUUUUAGCCAAUUUUCACUGUCAGGAGGAACUUUUAUUAACUUCAUGUGUAAAAUAGUCUCACAUUCUUCCUCAAAGUCCCUUUAAAGUCCCACUCCGAUUGAUUUUAUCAUCAUUAGCUUUUUUUACAAUCAUUGCAAUCUGCUACCACACAUGCUUGUUCCACCAUCGUCCUCUCUACUUCUCGGGUUAGGAAAUCUCACCGUGUCUAAACCUGUUGUUUUGGUCUGCCAGAGGUUCACUGUGAUUUGAUUGCAGAAAUACUCAGAAAGGCAAUCUUGCGUUUAGUUUUUCAUGACAUGUCCUCUAGCAUCAGUAAAAUGCCAUAUGAAAGUAUAGACAACAAGAAAAACAUGAUUUUCAUCAGAGUGGGUCUUUAGAGUGAUAAAAUAGAGAAAACCUUCAGGUUUAGUUGAAGUAUAGUGGCAGUAACAUGGUAGAAGCUCAUUUGUUUGUUGUCUUUAAACCCACAGCAGCAGAAAACAGCCCUGUUGAGGAAUAACUCAGCCCUGCAGACCGUCACACUGCGCACAAAAAGUGAGAAAUGUUCUUUUCCUUCCUCCUCCUACUUUAUUUUUCUUUCUCUUAAAUAUUCUCUUCACGUCCUCCUACAUCUCUUCUCUCUUUUCUCUACCUGAAAUCUUUCAUUUCUUUAUAUCUCACAGCUCCAGGAAUGCGUGAGCGUCCAUCUUCAGCGAUCUACCCCUCCGACAGUCUCAGACACACUCUUCUGGGGUCACGCCGGGGUCGCUCUGGCCUCUCGCUGUCCAAGAGCGUCUCCACCAACAACAUCUCUGGGUGAGCGUCACUUUCGCCGUCUGCUACCUUAAACAGAAGAUAAGACCAGCUCACGUCUCUCUGCAGCCUGUCAAUAUUAAAUCACAGUUCAUUCUUACAUCACCGACGGCCAACAGCAGAGUGUCCCUGUGCCUCGCCGGUGAUAAAAUCUUACAUAACACAGCGCAUCCUUUGCCCACAUUAGACCUGCAGACAAUGUGAAGCAAUUUAUCAGUUUCUUUUUGUGAGCGAGAGUCUGCUAUGACUCAAUAAAAUGUCUUAACAAAGAGGAUAAAAGGGAGGCUGUUUUUUCGCAGAAUGAUCCGGAUUAAAUAAACUCUACUCAACACAGUCUAUGAUCACACUGCUGAAGUCUUUGAAUGUUGAAUCAACAGUUAAAAAGGAGUGAUUCACCUGCAGUAUUUCACUGAAGAUUAAAUGACUGCUACUGAAACCACAAGUGUAACUGCUUGCUCUCUGACUGACUCUAACUGCAGGCCAAACCCACUAAAAACAGCCUGGACUGGUGCUAAUACCCUCAUAUUUGUAUUUUUAUUUAAGGAGACACCAUCAGUCUGUCGCUUUAUUAUAGCUGUAGCGCUGGAAAGCAUUGGGACUAUUUGACUAAAAAUAUAAUUAAAUCAUCUAUUCCCAAUUCAGAUUAAUGAUCUAGGAUUAAAAUAACAUAACUGUAAUUAAUUUCUUUUGCACGGUGUUGUAGCAGUUAUUUAGUAUUUCCUUUUUUGGUUUUUACUCAAUAAACACCUGGAUUUAUUGGCAGCCUGAUUCACAAACAUUCUUGUAAGAUCCAAAACUGUCAAAAACCUGUCAAAUUUACUCUCUCACCAUGCCGCUCUAAAAAAUGUCCUUUUCCUCAUCUCUUUUAAACUAUAAAUAUAAAAGCAGAAGCUCUUUGAAAUCGGUUUUAAUUUCUCAGAGAUUCAGCUUUUUCCCUUUUCUGAAUUCUGUUUUACAGCAUAACCACAUUCUCUUACCCUACUGUCAGAUUGUGAAUUGUGCUCCACUUGACUCACUUAUCAAUGAUGAUAGAUAGGACGCUGCAGUCUCUGGUAUGAGUUGUUUCAUAGUUUAUUUCAGUUUUAUGAUUCGUCUGUUGUUAUCGUGAGGUUAGCUGUUCGAGAAAAUAGGCCAAGUACCUCCUCUCUGUUUCUGCUUCUUUGUGUCACAUCCUACGACAACAUCCAUCAGCAGCACAUUUUAUAAACUAAAUAACAUAAAUUUACAAUGGUUCCUCUGAACUACAACCACAUCAACAUACAUGUGCUUGAUCCAGGCUUUGCUGCAUAUAAAUACAGGCAUGCUCUGGCAGUUGUUGGUUGUCCAGUACCAUCAUUCAGUGGUGUACCAGCAGGUUUUGGCUCUAUGUGAAGAGCAAAAAAAGAGGACCAGCUCACCAUAAUGUGAUUCAGCCUCAUGUCAACGCAAUCGAGCUUCAUGUCAGAUAUGUAAAAGUCAGCUAAAAGGCUUCUCUUUGACAUCCCAACCUUUAGUCCAUUUGUAAGGUCGAGAAUCAAACUGUAAAUGUACGCAGAGCAGAAGUAAUCUUGAUUGUAAGUUUUUAAUCAGACGCUGGCUGAUAGACACUUUGUUUGUGCUGUACAUGGAGCGGGAUCACUGACAGUGUUUUGUUGUUAUUGUAGGACCCUGACCGACGACUCUCCUCUGGGUUUAAGGAGGAUACUGUCCCAGUCCACAGACUCCCUCAGCUUCAGGAACAGAGCCGUGUCCAUGGAGUCGCUCAAUGAUGAUGGUAGGACGUCUGAGAAUGACUGAAAAACAGAUGGUUGUUUCAAACAGUGAUGCUGCAGGGUUUUUAUUGAGUAAUUUAGCUGUGCCAAAAAAAAAAAACAGAUUAAAAUGAAAGAGAAAUACACAUAGACCAAAAGUGCACUAACCUGAGAGUCAUAAAUCCACACCUAUGUUUCCCACAAACACCUCAGGGUGACCUGGAUCUUUCUUACUCUCGGUCUCCUUUUAUUCAGGAGAGAUGUACUACACAUCAGUCCUGGAGGAGAUUGAGUACGAGGGUCAGGACUUUAAGGCAGACUCGUGGAGCAUGGCAGUGGACAGCAACUACCUGCAGACUCACCGCAAAAACAUCAUCAAGAGGCAGGACGUCAUCUACGGUGAGGGGGACAUCCUCUAUCUUCAGCAGCACUUCAUUUAAGUCUUUUCUCCUCAUUAUAAUCUGAUCUUCACUCAUCUGUUUGUCCCAGAGCUGAUCCAGACCGAGCUGCACCACAUGCGGACGCUGCACAUCAUGGAGCGAGUGUUCAGGCAGGGCAUGCUGGAGGAGCUGCAGCUGGAGCCCAGCACCGUGCACGCCAUGUUCCCCUGCCUGGACCAGCUGAUCAGGAUACACUCGCACUUCCUCGCGCAACUUCUGCUGCGACGCAACCUCAGCAUGCAACCGGGGUCCAACCACAACUUCACCAUCCACCAGCUUGGAGACAUUCUUCUGGAGCAGGUGAUACAGACUAACAGAUUCAUCGUCCAGACUGGAAAAACAACCUCAUUUGUUUAUUUAUCCCAGUUUUAUAAUCGCAGAUGUAUUGAGCUGCAUGAUAGGAGGAUGUUUGUUUGUUAUUCUGACUUUAUUUAAGGGUUUAAAUAACUAACAUACACAAAGUAAACAAGUCUGCAAAGAGCCUGUUUGUCUCGGUGGCAUUAGCACACAAACUAACCUGUGUGCGCGUGUGUGCGGUCAGUUCUCAGGUCAGUGUGCAGACGACAUGAGGAAGACGUACGCCGAGUUCUGCAGUCGACACAUGAAGGCGGUCAAACUGUACAAAGAGCUGUUGGCCAGAGACAAGAGGUUCCAGUGCUUCAUCCGGGUGAGAAUCCCCUUAAACUCCAGAGCACGGUCUUAGAGAGACGCUGGAUAGUAUGAAGCUUUUUUUUAGGGGUGAUAUUUCCCUCUGCUCCUCUGGCUCAGUUAAAAUGAAACUGUUGUCUUUUAAGUUACUAAAUCAUUGAGAGUUCAGGUUGUUCUUACUUCAUGUAGUACAACAGCAACUGAGAGACAAACCAAGAUUUUGCUAUCCAGUUACCCUUUAAGAUUGGUGCCAACAGAAAAAGUGGAGCACAUACUAUACAUUAGAGAUCUGUGCAAAAGCUCUUUUUGUGAGCUUCAGCUAGCAGCCAUGGCCUUUCAGUCAGCUGUCUUGAGCCUUUAUUCCACCAGAAACACCACAAACUUUUAGGGCCCCUUGAAUGUGUGGAAGUUACUUAACCUUUGCACACGUACAGUCAUGCAGAGUGAGGCUCAAACUGAACUGAAAAUCAUUUCAGACUUGAAAUCCCACUGAGCAUUUUUUGGUCUAAAAGAGGUCUAAUAGAAGUCUAAAUGUAGCCUAGAUGACUGGUCUAAAAUCAGGCUACCACAGGUCUAAAAAUGAAAGUUUUUUAGACGUCUAAACUUAGACUAAGUUUAGACUAGUCGGCUAACAGAGGUCUAAAUGUAUAUCGCCUAACAGCUAUCAUAAUUACUUUGGUUAAGCACUUGGAGAUCAGUUAUUCUUCUUUACAUGUCCAAAUGGUUGGAUUUCAAACAUUCCAGCAACAGAAAAACAAAUGAGUCCUGUCUGUCCUGUAAAACUUCUCCAGCUUUGUGUCUGUUUCAUUAUUGGCACCUGUUGUGUAUGGCUGUCCAAACAAAAGGCUUGUGGAGACCUGGUUCACAGCUGCAGUGAUUUUAUUUGGUGUCAUGGUGCGCCCAGUGAUGAUCAGAAUAACGUAAAUAUCACAUGGAUGAACUCUUGACUCCAGUGAAGCAUUCACACACGGACGUGUAGCUCUUCUAUAGAUUAAAGUCUGAUUCUGGAGUUCUUCAGUCUAAAACUCAACAGAAAACUUGCACAACACCUUUUUGUUUAAUCUGCUGUUGUUUAAUCAGCUGUGAGGAGAAAAUGUGAUGUCAAAAUAAGAUUAUGUCAAUAAAAGAAAGUACUCCUGCUGAAUAACUUACUUCUCUUUGCCAAACUUUACCAGCAGCGCUCUAAAGCAGAGACACUCAGGGUGAAUGACUAGUAUCCACUUGGUUGUUUCAUGGGAAAUCUGACCCGAACACAAACACUAAAGAGCAAAGAAAUGACCAAUCUGAUCCUGGAGAACCUCAUUUUACUUUAUCGGUUUUAAGUAGACAUCAGAAUAAGAGUGAGACUAUUUCAACAUCAGCUAAACCUCCUCCAUCAUAGUGACUCUAAAGGUUCAUCAAAUGUGUUGUUUGCUGUUUUAAGAGCGAUCUAAGCUUGGUUAGGACUUUUCAAAUACAUCUGCUGAUGUUUGAAAGAUUUAUGUGAAUUUUACGAGUAAAAACUCUGUCCCUUUAGGGUCUGCUAUUUUCAGAGACUCUCAUCCUCUUUUGGGUCUUGAUACUUGUGCAUCUUCUGUUUCUGAAAGAUGAUCGAAACCAGCUGUACGCUCACUAAAAAGGAAAAGUGACUGACAACCUUUUUCUUUUUUUCAGAGGGUGAGUCGGGGGCCGUUGCUGCGUUGCCAUGGUGUUCAGGAGUGCAUUUUGUUAGUGACUCAGCGGAUCUCAAAGUAUCCUGUUCUCGUCCAGAGGAUCCUGGACAACUCCACUGGUGAGUCAGCUCAAAGAAACAUCACAGCGGUUUUAGUUUUCAUCCUGUUAUGAUGACAUUUAGCAAAAUUAAGAAGAAGCAAGUGAGAAACUUUGGGUCUGCAGCAGUAUGUCAAAGGUAAUAUGUGCUUUUAGAGCUGUUUGUGAGGUAUUUACAUCCCUGCAUCAUCCACAGAAUACUGAUUUUUUUCAUGUCGUUGGAACUGCAGUGUUUCUUUCUCUUACCUUUGUAUCCAUUUCAUCUCGGAUCUAAAUAUUUUACCGCAAACUGACUGUCUCUGUCUGGUUCUUUGCUUGAACAUUAUUUCUGUUUGCAUGUUUAUCUUGCAGAUGAUGAAGAGGAAGCGUCCUGUAUAGCUCAGGCUCUCUCCAUGGUCAGAGAGCUUCUCAGUUUAAUAGACCAGCAGGUACAUAAAUAGUCUUUGAGCAACAUUUCAGUCAGGGAAUACUCUUUGGGAUUUUUAUACUGGCUUUAGAUCCAAGUAAAGAAAACAAAAGAGAAGACUAAAACAAAGAAAAGCUUUUCUGAUCUUCGGGGGUUUGUUGAUGUUUAUGAGUGUUUUUUUUUAUGUUCAGAUGGAGGACUUGGAGAAAACUCAUCGUCUGCAGGAAAUCCAGGCCAAACUGGACCCUCGGGCUGAGACCAGAGUCCGGGAUGGAUCGCUUUUCAAACCUGGGGAGCUUUUCAGACGGAAGCUCGUCCAUGAAGGAAUCCUUUACUGGAAAACACCUGGAUCAAGACUCAAAGGUACACAGAGUGUGGAAACAAAUACAGGGAUCAUGAUGUAAACUGAGCAGGUGGUUAUGAGAGCUGAGCAAGACUCUGACACAGAGGGUGAAUCAUAAAAAUGAGUCCAUCUAAAUCCAAAUUCUGUAACGCCUCCAUGGCAACAGAUUCCUAUUGGUCUCCUUGUUGUAAAAAUUAACAUCUGGCUGAAUAAUUUGAUUCAACUUUAAGUUCAAACAUGAUGAUUAAAUGAACUUUAAUACCUUCUCUGUCAUAUAAAACCUACAGACUGGUACUGGUAUCAAAAUGCAGAGAGAGGGGUUUCAAUAUUGACAGUGUGGUGCUCUCACAUAGUACAAAGCAGAGCUACACGUCUGCUUGAAAAGUCCACAUUGCUGAACACGAUGAAAGUCUUCACACAGGAACACAGUGUGAACUUUUUUCUCCAAGAAAGGCUGUGCGACUACGAGCAGAGAUGUGGUAAUGUGUGUCUUUGUGUUUUUGUUUUUGUAGAUAUUCAGGUCCUCCUGAUGACCGACAUCCUGGUGUUUCUGCAGGAGAAAGACCAGAGGUACAUCUUCCCAUGUCUGGUAAGAUAACGUCCUUACAGAUCAUUUCUUUUGGAUUAUUAUAAAAAAUGUCUCUUCAUACUGAUCCUUUCCUUCUGAGUUACCUCCUAAAAACCAUCCUGUGUUUUGUGAUCCAGGACAAACCCCCAGUGCUGUCCCUCCAGAACCUGAUUGUGAGGGACAUAGCCAAUCAGGAUCGAGGGAUGUUCCUCAUCAGCGACUCAUCUCCUCCUGAGAUGUACGAAUUUCACGCCGCCACCAAAGAGGACAAAAACGUGUGGAUACGACACAUUCAGCGCACAGUCAGCAAGUGAGAUUUCAUACUAAACAAAACUUAAGAUGCACCUAAUUUUCUGUGAUUUUUGGUCGCACAUGACAGGAUCUGGGUUCUUUGUCCUCAGGUGUCCAUCCAGGGAGGAGUUUCCACUCAUAGAGACUGAAUACAAGGCUCACCUGAGGAGACUCAAAGGUGGGGAUGCACAUACAAUCAGAACUACAAUCCCAACCCCCAAAAUGUUUUUUAUAUCUGUAUGCACUGCAGCAGUUUGUUACAUUUAAACAGAUACAGACUGUUCCUCUGUCUCAGCUGUUAGUUUGAAGGUGUGAUGAGAUACCUGAUAACGCAUGAUUCAAAACCCUUCCUACUUUAACAGCUGACCUGCAGCAGAAGGACCGGGAGAUGCUGGAGCUCCUGCAGGAGAGGGUGAUGCUGUUCUGUGAGCUGACAGAGGUGACGAGCGGUCAGGAGGCGCUCCAACCCCCCAUUACCCGAUAUUUAUUCAGAGCUGACACACCGCAAGCCCCCCGAGCCGAAAAACUGCUGAUGGAUGCCACUGCUGAGGGUGACUCACUAAAUCUUUAAACUCAACCAUUAAAUCAACAAAAAUAUGUGUAUACUGUAAAUGCUGCAGUACAUUUUACUGAAACUUUUAACUGUAUCUUCCACAGUGGACAGGCUGAGUGAGCUCCUCCUGGGCUCUAGCUUGGACAUGUCUCCUCUGUAUCAUCACAACCACCUGGAGGGGCUAGAGAUCAGUGAGUGACUGAAGUCUUUCAUACAGUGAGAAAAGACAACAAGGACUAAAAACAUAACAGACACAAACACAUUGAUGCAUACUGAACUCUUUAUCAUACUUUCAUGAGCAUAAAGACAAGUUUUACUCACUUAGAGCUCAGAUGGAGGGCUGUUAGAUGAGUCAGAGCUUCAAGUUAAAAUUCAAGUUUAAGGAUUCGUCACUCAGAAUAAUAAAAAAUUAAGGUGUCUUUACAGAAUUAUUCAGAUACCUGUUUGGUUGUUGCAGGUGUAACGCUGACUGCUUUCUUUUUUUCUGUGUUCAGGUGAUCAGGAUCUGUUGAUAAAUGGAGCUCAUGAUUUCUUUUCUGUAAAGGUGAGCUAAGGGCGAAGGUGUUAAACAGUAAGAGGAUGAAGUCUUUUUUGAUAUUCUGACAUUUAAAAUCCAUCAACACCAGCUCGUUUUAUGGGCGUAUCAGACUUACCCAGUCGAUCAGUUAUAAGAGCCUUUUUGCACUGAAUGUUGUCUACCUGAUGUUAGGUUGUGCCAUCCUGUCAGGAUGAUACUUAAAGACACAUCAACCCUGAAGCUGCAAAGGCGGUUUCCCUGCUCAUCCUUCUCCUCUCUGCUCUUUGUCUCUCAAGUGUCUUUCUGAAGCUCAGAGACACAAGCUGGAAACAACAAUACGACAGCACAGUAUGGAGCUGAAGCUGUGUAAAAAGUAACACCCCUAAGCUGUCUGACUUUCCAUCAUUGGGAAAGCAGCAUAAGUAAAGUGUUUGAGUUGGAGGCUAAAUAGAGAUGAAAUUAAGGUUUUCACAGACGCCAGUAUGAGAUAAAUACAGAGUUUUGGAGAUGCUAAUCAUGGGAAGUUAGACUGACAAAACAAAAGGUGAAAAUAGAUAUAAAAAGUAGUAAAAUCUUAAAAAAUCACUUUAACCUUUGUCCUGGAUGACAUACCUUGAGGUACAAAGAGGUUAUUUUCCCUUAAAUUAACAUCCAAACUCACUUAAUGAGCACAGAGGGGCGGAAGACCUUAAACCAGACAGCCACAGCCAUUUACUGACACAACUCUUUUACUGAGAAACUUGGAACAGGUGGUCAAUACAUGCAUGUUUCUGUAUUCAUAUGUAGCUCUAAAGUUUGGCUGGUUCAGUUCUGUUGAAUAAUGAAGUAUUCUCUUAUCUUGUAAAGGACUGCAUGAAGAGUCCAGACCAGCAACCACCCUCGGUGAGUGGGAGGGAGAGGUUUAAUUAGAGUGGAUGUGGCAUGUUAGUCUCUGUGUUUUCAGAGACAUUAGUAAUAUGAACAGAAAAGGUGAUUCAGUUUUUCUGCCUGGGUUCACAGGAGAUCUAUCAGAGGAUGGUGAAUCUCAGCGUUUAUCUUCAUGCUCUUCAGGUGAGAAUCUCUCUGGACGUCUUAAAACACAUCUAAAUAUUAACAUGCUGGUUCACACCAUUUUAACAGAUGAUAGGAUGUUUUUGCACAAUUUUCACUUAAAAACAGGCUUAAAAUUAUUGAUACACAAUGAUACACAGGGAACAAACUUUUUGGAAAAAGAAUCAUAAAAUAUAUUUGCUGUCAUAUUUGCAGGCUGCAGUCAUCAAACAGGACUCUAUCUUAGAGCUGCUGCUGCAGCCUCAGGAUGCAGCCUCACCGGCUGGAGGAGGAUCGUGGCGCCCUCUAUGGAGGGACGGUGUAAAUCGUGAGCAAAGUGCAGGAUCAACAAUCGGUGAGCUGGCUCUUCUUCAGAGGCAGCACAGUCUGCUGCAGGAGGAGCUGCUGAGGCUGAGAGAUGCCGAGAGCCGAUUCAAAGACAGCGAGAGAGCCCGGACCAAACUGGAGCGACAAGUCAGACACAUGAAGGUCUGCAGUGGCGCCGCACCUACCUCCCAGCAUCCAGCAGAGCUGACAUCACAGGUGAGGAGGUUAUAACUGUGAUUUCAGGAAGGUAAAGAGAGCCUCAGAGAAGAUAUUUCAACUUUUGAUACCCAAGAGCAGGAGCAUGAGUAUGAUAAAGCUAUCAGAAAAGCCAGCACUGCAAAAAGGUCUAAUCCUGAUCCAAUAAUCACUGAAAUGAGCUUUUUACACACUCAGCAAUAUUAUGUUUUUUUUUUCAUAAUAUUAAAACAAAUUCCGAGAGUAACUGUGGGCUGUUUGAUGGUCGAACAUGAUGCUAAAUUCUCCACAUUAGCAGUUCACCUUGCUGCUGUGAAAUAUACUUAAUGGCAUUCCACUGGGCUCUAUACUGGGUCCUUUGAUAUUUAAAAAUAUUUUUUUUAAUAACUCACCUGUUUACUAUGGACAAGGAAUUAAACUCACCUGAUCACAUGACAUUAAGGGUUGAAGUUAUUUCAGAUUGGGAGCAGGGCCUCGCUGAAUGUAGGUGUGAUCUGUGAGCUGUCUGCCAGCUGUCACCAGAACAAACUAAAUCACAAAAAUGUUGUUUCUGCCUCAAAAUACUCAACUGUAGAUCAGUCUACAACUUCAUCAACUUCUCAUGUAUAAUUUUAUUUUGUUCUUUAAGUCUUUCCUGUUUUUUUUCCCUGCAGUCAGGAAGGGUAGGUUCAUCAGGAGUUGACACUCAGCGAGGCGGCCGGGACACUCCCAGCCAAUCAGAUGGUCUGCAAGAUGGCAGUGAUCUGGAGGUAGAUAUGACAUCAGAUGAGGACGAUGAGACAGCGUCUGAAAGCUCCAAAGGUCAGAGUGAGACACGGCAAUGACUUUUGGUUUAUGAAGAACAUGAUUGACCUUCAGUUUAAGACUCAGGAGGCUUCACCCACUCAGGUUUGGUCCUGUCAUUUCACCCUCUGAUUCCUGAUUAUUUAGCUAAAGUCCACUUCCUCUGAUUUAAAUUCAUAGAUCAGUUGUGAUGGGAAAAUUUUAAUUUAAAUGGUUCUUUCAGAUCUAGAUUAGCCCGAACUGUGACAGCAAGUUUAAGUCAGACACAAAUCAGUAAACUGGAAGGUUUCCUUUUUAUACGCAUGUCAAUGAAGUCAGGCUGUCGAAGUUAACAGGUCUCAUGAUUUUGAAUAGAGUUAUAUAUAAGAUAUCUACUGGAGUAAUUCAUUAACUAUUGUUCCCAUAGAAUGCUAUAAUGCUAAUGCUGUUAUUUUCAUGUGCUCAAAGGACUAAAAUUAGAAUUUUCUUUUCAGAUCUUCAAGAUAUUCCAGAAGAGAUCUGAUCCUCUGCAUGAGCCCCAACACUUCAGUUUAAAAUAAUGUAAACUGAGUGAUCAAACCCUGCAGGAUGUUCUGCUUUCUGAGCAAAGAAAGCAGAACAACCUGCAUCUUCCCUGCAAGUCUGAAUGCUUCUUUAGCUGCUUUGCUUUCAGUAGUUAUCUUGUGACAGUGAGUGGUUUUGUUUUCAGCUUUAGAGCUUUGGAUGGUUUGGAUUUCUGUUAUUGCAUCACGUGACCAAAGGGGAGGAAAUGGAUGGAUUGCGCAGAUUUGACUCUGAUGGUUCUUGCAUGAUGAGAGCUUCUGUUUUCAGCAAAUAACUGCACUCUAACUCAAGGUUAAACCACAAGGGAAUGUGCAUGUUUUUGUCCAUGAACAGUAGUUAUAAAAAGCUCUGUGAAAAAUGUAUUUUAAACAAGAAAUGUGCACUUUUAUAGUCUAUUUAUUUUCUAAUCACAGUAGACAGAUAUUUGUCCAAAAGCCUUCUUUUACUGUUUAAAGCACUCUACUCCUUUUAUAAACUACUCAAAACCCAAAUAUUCUUAAAAACAAGCCAUAUAAGGAGAGAACGUCUAUUCUUAAUCAUAAACACAAGCACAAUCCAAAAGCAAUCCAAUAAAUGGUGCAAUAAACCCUGUUCACAGUGCCUGAAAUAUCCAGGUACUGUUCAGACUGGAGAUGAGAAUUAAAAAAAAAAACUCUAACUGUUUUGAGCUUUUAUCAUUUGGCUUGUUGUUUCAUGGUUAUCGAUGCUUUCCACUUCACUCUGCCUUUCUCUGAUAAUGACGCAAUCCAUUGUGAGGGGCAGUCUGCACAAAUAACAACUGAGAAAAUACUUGUGGCCCAGAGAAGACAGGAGCUGCCCAAAAAUGUCAUCAACAACUAAAUAAUGUGUUCAAAAUACCAUCUUUUAAAACAGAACAAUGUAAUGCACCAAUUUGUUAUAAAAUCCACUCAGUUUGUGAGACAGGCAACUGUCGGCCGAUAAAGUCUGAGUGUUUUUGUCACAUCAGGAUCUGUUUUUAUCCCACAAACAAGAUCAGUGUCUCAGAGAGUUUGAAAGGUAAUCUGAAAUGAUUUAUGAACUGUUAUUACCUGGCCUGUAGUCUGAAUCUUUGCCCAUGAUUGGCUCCUCAGAGGCAGCAUUUCCGCUGAAAUCUAAGGCUACGUUCACACUGCAGGUUAUGAUGCACAAUUCGUAUUUUUUGUUAAAUCUGAUCUUUUUGUGCGGUCGUUCACAUUACAACAACGAACGCGGCAUCUAAUGUGAACGGAAUGCAUCCGUGAAGUGACCCGCAUGCACACAAAGCAGGACAUGACGCAGUUCUCCGUUCCCUCGUCUGCCAUUGUCGCAUAUUGAUGAUGUAUAGGUCGGAUGAACGUGACCUGAGCGUCCACACUGCAGUCACAUCGGAUACAUAUCUGAUUUAUAUCCACACACAAAAGAGGCCUGGGUCAGAUUUAAAAAAAUAUGAAUUGCACUGUUCACACUUACAUGAAAAAAUCAGAUAUGUGUCAAAUAUGGUUAAAAAAUCGGAAUUGACCUGCUGUGUGAACGUAGCCUAAUAUUUGCUUGUAUUUAACAGGCUGCUUGUAGCGUCUGUCAUUUCUGUGUGACAUAUUUUCUUCUGUUGGCCCUUGACCUCUUAUGGAGUCCUUUAAAUAAUAAAGUUUGGGAAAUUUUAAUGCUGUUGCUAAGGUAACUUGCCGUUUAAAGUUAAAAACUAUACACAAAUAUUCAGCAGACAGCCUCACUCAUGAUACACACAGACCACUAAUUGAUCUACACUCUAACAUGUGACUGAGUGUCACAACAUUUUAAAAAAAUCUCUAAUGAAGAACAAACAGUAAAGUUGGUCUUAAAUGUUACAGACCAAAGAUUGUCAAACAUCUAUAAUAAGCCACAUUGAAAUCUCCUCACUGUCUUCCAAUCUCUGAAAUAAUGACUCUUUCUGCAGCUCUUAAAUAGAUUCAAGGUCAGUGCCUUUCAAAACUUCUAGAAACGACUGUUACGAGAAAGAUUCACAGAGCUGGUUAUCAGAUAAGUUUUGGUUUUAGUUGUUAAACAAGGUUGUAGUUUAAAAAGGCACACACGGAAAUUCUCUGUUAGACAUCUUUGUCUCCUCUGAACGGUGAUGCUUUUUGGACAUCUGUUUUCAGGACACCAUUCAAUGAUUGAUAAGGGCAUAUUUAACUUCUAACCAGAUAUUAUUCUUAGUCACAUCACAGAGAAAAGCUACUUUUCCGAGGGAAGAUUUGCAAAUAAAAAUAUCCAUGCAGAGUUCAGUUUUUCACAUUUUAGCUUUGCUUUGUUGCUUUCAGCAGCUGUCAGUAUGGUCUGUAAUCUGGAUCAAUCUGUGCUCAUGGUUUUUAGACAGAGACCACUUUAAUUUUCCAAGGCUCCAGAUGACGAUCUCUGGAGUACAGAAAUUAAAAGGAGCUUCAGUUUUUUUGUUGGAGUAAUUUUCAGUCUGUAGUGUGUUUGGCUGAAUCCUUCUGCAUGUUUUUAAACCUGAAUAUUUUCCCCAACCUUUUUCUUCAGACUGCAAUAGAAAUCGACUUUCAGCUUUAUUGUGUAUUUAUCCUUUAAAGAUUUACUAUGUGUGAAAACUGAAUCUAUCUAUCUAUCUAUCUAUCUAACUAGCUAGCUAGCUAGCUAGCUAUUUAUCUAUCUAUCCCACCUACCUAUCUAUCAAUCGAUCUAUCUAUCUGCAUCCCUAAUUCAGCGGUGUGUUUAGUGUUGAUAAAACAGAUUUUCAUGGUUUGUAAAUCAAUGACAGUUUAUAUUUAAUUGAAAAUUGAGCAAAGACAACAGAUCAAAUGUUGAACCUGAAAACUUUCUGCUCAUUUUAAAUCUGAUGUCAGUAAAAUGUUUGUAUAAAGUAGAUCCAUGUUCAUGUUUCUCAUCGUGUGUCCUCAGCGCUUCUUUUCCCAACCCUCCGUAGACCUUAGUGAACCCAGCAGACCAGGUUCUGGAGUCUUUAAGGGAAAUUUUGUCCCAUUCUAAGUAUGGGGAACCAGUUCAGCAGCAGAGAGAAUGCCAGAUUCUGAUUGGUCAGUCUCUGGUGUUUCUGGAUCCUGUUUCUAUCUCGUUUCCUCUUUUCAUGGUUCAGUGUUAACCUCAUUUAUGGAUGCAUAUGAGAACUGUGUUCACAGACAACGUUUUUAAAGUGAUUUUGAGCCCAUGCAGAGAUUUCCACUCCAGAGUCCUCUCUGUUUUAAUGCAGUGCUGCCUGAGGGCCUGAAGACUAAAGGACUAAAACCAGUCUUGAUUUUUAGUACUUGUCCCUUUUGUACAGAGAUUUCUUCAGAUUCUCUGAAUCUUAUAAUGAUAUUUUGUACUGUGGAUGAUGAAAUCAGCUCAUUCUUUCACAUUUGACACUCAAAACGACAUUCAGUAACUGUUGAACUAUUAGCUCACGCAGUCUCUCACAUAGUGGUGAACCUCUUCCCAGCUCUCCUUCUGAGAGACUUGACCUCUCUGAAUGAAAACUUUUGACCUGUUUGGUUGUUCCUCUAAAAACUUUUUACAAACAUAUAAAAUUUUAAAUGAGCUGAGAUUCUCUCAUAAACCAAAAACGUUUUAUAGUUUUAGUUUAAAAAAGUUUUCUUUGCUCCAUUUUCUAUCAAAAACAGACUACAUGAUUAAAAACCCUUAAAUCUGUCUCUAUCAGCACCUUAGCUUUCUGAAUCAGGGCUGUAUCUUCUCUCUCAGUCAUAUUAUCCUCAGGAUAAAACUUUAAGUGUAUUUAACUGUAAAUACUGUGGAGUUUGUGUGAAAACUUUGGGUUAUGCAGAUGUUCCUGUGCUGCAAAAUGAAUGUGAACUUUACAAUUUUCUGCUGUACGUCGUCCUCUCUGAUAUGAAUGUGUUAAAGGAGAUUGUCUCUGCGACCUUUGGUGGAAAUAGGAUCAUGUUUUUGUUUGAUAUAAAGCAGGUUUGAUACACUUUUUGAAGGAAAAUGAAGAAAUACUGAGCUGUAUAAGAAACUUAGAUAAGUAUAAGGUGUUAUAACUUGAACAGAGUCUCUAAUGUGUGAUGCCUAACUGGGAGAAAGGGCUGUACUUCAGUUUGCACACCCUUCUUCAUUAAUGUGAAUUAUUAUACAUCAAAAAUUAAACAUAUAAUACAAAAAAUA